AUAAUGAACACAGGGUGGCGGUAUUUUUCUUUACUUCUGGUUUGCUCCCAACAUAAAAAGAAGAUGAAGAAGACACAAUGACAACAAUCAAGUGAGGAGCGCCAGAGAAACAGCGCCUGGCUGCUUGUGGUGGAGAACGAUAUUUUUUUGUUUUUAAAAAAAAUCCUUGCACCAUGGAGGUCAUUGUCGAUUUCCUCAACAUGUUACACACAGAGGUCAGUGGAGUAUCUGUGGCGCUCGGCCUCCUCUUCCUGGCUCUUCUAUACUGGUAUUCCAUCUACCCCUUUUCAGUCCUUGCUCGAUGUGGAAUCAAACAUCCUAAGCCGGUUCCUUUUUUUGGAAACCUUUUCCUGUUUCGUCAGGGUUUUUUCCAUCCUGUGUCUGACCUCAUAAAGACACAUGGCAGAGUUUGUGGGUAUUAUUUGGGGAGGAGAGCAGUGGUGGUAGUGGCAGACCCCGACAUGCUCAGACAAGUGAUGGUGAGAGAGUUCAGCAGCUUUCCAAACCGAAUGACUAUUCGCUUUGCCACCAAACCGAUGAGCGAUUGUCUACUCAUGUUGAGGAAUGAACAGUGGAAGAGAGUUCGAAGUAUCUUGACCCUCUUCAGUGCUGCCAAAAUGAAAGAGAUGGUUCCUCUCAUCCAAACAGCCACGACUGCCCUGAUGAACAACUUAGAGGUCUAUGCUGGAUCGGGGGAGGCUUUUGACAUCCACAGGUGUUUCGGCUGCUUCACUAUGGACGUCAUCGGCAGCGUGGCGUUCGCAACACAGGUGGACUCUCAGAACAACCCAGAUGACCCGUUUGUCCGUCACGCUCAGAUGUUCUUCUCCUUUUCUUUCUUCAGGCCCAUCAUGCUCUUUUUUAUUGCUUUUCCGCACAUCACGGCUCCGCUGGUAGGAAUUAUCCCCAAUAAACGGCGGCAUCAAAUGAAUGAGUUCUUCAUCAACAGCAUUCGGAGGAUCAUCAGACAGAGAGAGGAGCAACCUCCUGAGCAGAGGCGUCGAGACUUCCUUCAGCUUAUGUUGGAUGCACGUAGCAGCAAGGAAGGUGCAUCCUCGGAGCACUUUGACACAGCGAGCCACCAGCAGCCAUUUACUCCAAGCCCAGAGGAUAGUCUUCACCCUACUGAUUCGCCCACCCGGCGCCCAUCAAAAAAACUGAUCACCGAAGAUGAGAUUGUCGGCCAAGCGUUAGUCUUCCUGCUGGCGGGCUAUGAAACAAGCAGCAACACACUGGGCUUCACCUGCUACCUCCUGGCGCUUCAUCCGGAGUGUCAGCGCCGAGUCCAGGAGGAGGUGGAUGGCUUCUUCAGCAGACAUGAAUCACCCGACUACUCUAAUGUCCAGGAGCUGAAAUAUUUAGAUAUGGUCGUAUGUGAAGCUUUGCGUCUCUAUCCUCCUGGAUUCAGGUUUGCACGAGACAUUGAUCAGGACUGCGUGGUGAACGGCGUUCUCCUCCCAAAAGGAGCUUCAUUGGAGAUCCCCGCUGGCUUCCUGCACUACGACCCGGAGCACUGGCCAGAGCCGGAGAAAUUCAUCCCCGAGAGAUUCACUCCCGAGGCAAAAGCCAGCAGACAUCCAUUCGUGUACCUGCCCUUUGGGGCCGGGCCCCGCAACUGUGUGGGCAUGAGGCUCGCCCAACUGGAGAUCAAGAUGGCUCUGGUUCGUCUGUUCCACAGGUUCACCAUUAUAAAGUGCUCUGAAACAAAGGUUCCACUUGAGUUGAAGUCCUCCAGCACCCUGGGACCCAAAAAUGGCAUUUUUGUCAAGAUAUCGAGAAGAGACAAAAGUGAAACAUGAGUCCAAGUGCUGAACUUUAUGAGCUCCAAAAGAAUUACAACACAUCAAUCUUGUGAUGUUACUGAUUAGCUGCUUGUUUGGUUUAUCAUAGGAAUGCUUUAUUGAUGCCAGAAUAGUUAAAGAAGUGCAUUAUUUGCUUCUACGUCUUGUAAAUGAACAAAUAUAUAAAACAAGUUGAACUGCCUACCAGUGGCAUAUUAAACCACAAACACAGCUAAUGACUGCAAAGUGAUUCUGCACAAUAUUUAGGGUGGAGUGUAAAUAUGUGAUUUACUGAGGAUUACCAAUAAAAGGCUGUGUUGAAAAUUAUAGAGCUACAAACUGUACAUAGUAAUAGUACCAGGCAAUGUAUGAAACUUUAGUAAUCCAUGUAAGAAUUGUUUUUAAAAUGUAUCUAAUUCGAUCAAAUCCCCUUCAUUUAUGUACCACUAUUAACAACAGAACUGUUUCCAGAGUGCUGGACAUAAAAAAACAACAAGUAAUUAAAUUAAAAACAUUUGAAAUAAAAUAAGUAAAACAAAAAAUCAAUAGAAUGAAACAAUAAAAGACAAAUCAAUAAAUAAAACAAAAAACAGAGUUUAAAAGCCAACGAAUAAAAGUGGAUUUUAAGACAAGACUUAAAAACAUUUAACAGUGGGGGCAAUUUUGACACGAAGGGGCAGAACAUGUGAUAAGUCAUCUGCUGAUUGGUUCGAGUGUUGCUCUGGUAUUUCGACAAGCCCUUCGAGGACCCCGAAGGCUGCCCGUCGCAAUGGACUCGGACUUUGCCUUGUUCUUGGAUUUUAAUCACAAAUUGGAUAACAUCUCGGAGAAGAUUUCAACUCGGCAAGGUGAGAGCCAGAAUGGACAAUUUGACGUGACAAAACAUUAGAAUGCGUUUGCUCGCCUAACCAAAAUAAAUUAUCUACAAUUCGACUUUUUACAGGCUGUGCUGUAAACACCCCAGCGUGACCAGUGCCACAAAAAAGCCCUGAAAAGUCCCUUCCCUUCUUCAAAGACACCUAGGCUUAUAGACACACAUGCACCCAUUGCCUACCAAUCAGGCUUCCUGUUCUGUACACCCCUCUAACUGUAUAUUGUAUGUCUGCUCUUGGGCGGUUGCACUGAAAAUUACUACAAUUAUUAUUAAAAUGUUGUCGUAUUUUUUAAGUGCAAUGACACUUAAGCUAUUCUAUAAAUCUACUGCAGUUGUUUGUGUCAGGAACUCGCAGUCGUGACCCUAAGAUGCAGGAGACAGGAGGCAAUGCGCAGCAAGAGUCUAUUAAUUAUAUUUAACACAAAAGGUGCAGCAGGGAAGUGCACAAACACACAGCAACUGAACAAUCCUCAAGCCCUGAUGAAAGGGCAAGGCAGGGAUUUAUAGAAGCCAGCUGAUUGACAACCACUACCAGGUGUGGCCGGGCUGCCAAUCAGCGGCAGGUGAGGGGUGACAUGCAGGAAAAGGAACUGAAAAUAAGAGCGCCCGAGAGGAAAUAAACCAACUAAGGAAGCAUAACAAGCUGUGAAUGUGACAGGUAGUCACAGUUUGUAGUACAUUCUAUUGUAUUGUUUUUAUACAAUUACUAUCUAAAAGGUUGUUUUUUAUAAGGCAUUUUACACAUUAAAAUGGUGCAGUUCUUGAAGGUCAUGCACCAAUUAAAUUGAUUUCAAUAGGCGACCCAGACUUGAGAUACACGCGUUUUGAGUUAAGAGCUCCAUCCAACCAAUUAAUGUCGUAAGUUGAGGUGCGACUGUCUUCACGUGUGGCAGUGAAGAUCAUUUGAUAGUGAUGGGUUGAUGAGGCCUCAUGAAGCGUUUCGACACAUUGCAAAACUGUAUUGAUACUGUGUCACUAAAUACUGACAUCUGCUGGACAUUAAAAAUCCCUACAGGCAACCUAUGGACCGACUCAACUG
This is a messenger RNA of Entelurus aequoreus (snake pipefish), 3694 nucleotides long. RefSeq names its product thromboxane A synthase 1 (platelet) (gene tbxas1). The record is from RefSeq and is a predicted model, not a curated record. NCBI's taxonomy places the organism in Eukaryota, Metazoa, Chordata, Actinopteri, Syngnathiformes, Syngnathidae. Gene Ontology annotation, molecular function: heme binding; oxidoreductase activity, acting on paired donors, with incorporation or reduction of molecular oxygen; iron ion binding.